UUUUUCGCACAAAUGUUUGACUUUUGAGUUUUGAGUGAACAUUAAAAUUGCUGUGAAAUUACUUACGUCUAUAAUUUAGUUUUUCGUUUUGUGUUUAGUUUAAAGUCUUCAUAAAACUAGUGUAAAGUAUUAUAUUAUGACCUUUAUUUGAAUUAACUAAACUUUAAAUUCAAUUUACAGCAAGUAUUAGCUAAGUAAACAGCGUGUUAUUUACGAUUAAAGGACGCGUGAAUAAGAAUUUCAUUUUGUUAGAUUAAAAAUUUAUUCUUAAUAAUUUUGUGUUAUAACUAUGGAAGUAUCGAAUGAAAUAAAAGAAGAUAUUCGACGAACCCAAACAUUGCUAAAAAAUGCCAUUCAAGUACAUCAGAUCUGGGUAGCGCGUCUACAAGAAGACGAAAGUAAUUCAGACUUAAAAAAUAAAGUAAAUGAAGCUGAACAGGAAAUAGUAGCUAUAGGACGCUCCCAAAAAUUAGUGGUGGAUAGACUGCGAAGAGAAUUAGAAUUGUAUCAACAAAGACUUAGAGCAAAAAAUAAACAAGUCAGUAUAGACAAAGACAAUAAUUAUAUUGCUCAACAACUACGUGAUCAUCAAUUACAAUAUAGAAACAGGAAUCGAACAACAUCUCUCCUCAAACCCUCAGUUCUUAAUGAGAUUCAAAUAAAAACUGAAAACACUAAUGAACAUCUUAAUGUGUCAGAUACAGAAAAUGAAACAAAGCCACUUGACCAUGACCAAAUAAACAAUGAUGAUGUCCACUGUAAAGAGAGUUUUGUGAAAAAUUUUCCACAAUUGCAAAAUUUAGUUCACAGUGAAAACAGCAAUUUUGAAAAUGCGCUGAAUAAAGUUAAGGAAGUUUUUCUGGGAACAAAGUUUGACGACAAUGACUGGCCAGAUAGGACGGAUUCAGAUUCUUCAGCUCUUAGUGAACCAUCACUGGUCUCGUCACCACCCCCUUUGCCCCAACCUGGUGAGCCAGUGUCUAAAGAAAUAUUCAUGAGGGCCCUUGGAUUGGUGACGCCUUCACAAAAGGAGUUAAUGGAGAAAAGAUUAAAUGAAUGUCGUAAGAGAUCGACGAGUGCCAAUAGAAGUGAUUUUGUAUACGGCAGUUUUGAUAUGAUUUCUAAGCGUAAGAAACUAAACCAUUUUCCAUAUCUCCAAAACCACAACGACCCGCCCCAGACCCGUUCAGCGAAACUAAGGAAACAGAAUCAGAGCAAAUCAUCGCGGGAAGGCUCGCCAUCAAGUUCCACAGAUAUUAAAGCUUGGGGCAACAAACCACCAUGGCUAUCAACACUCCCCACUGGAUUGUCAGUAGAACCUGUAUUUUCUACGAAGAAAGUAUGUCAUGGGUGUGGGAGAAAUGAUGUGCCGUCCCUGCUGGUUUGGUGUAGCGCGUGCUCCGUGUGGCAGCACACGGGGUGCGGGGUGGGAGGGCGCUGUGCGGGGUGCCGCGCCCCUCUGCCCGAGCCCACCGCCGCCCCCUCGCCCCACGCACCCCACGGUCACAAACAGCUCUAUACAGAUAAGUUAGCAGAACGCAAACGCCUUCAAGAACGGAACAUUGAGCUCUGCGUGGAGCUGCGUAAACUAGAAGCUCGCGCUGCAUCAUUGAAGGAAAACCUCGACGAGCAUAACGCAGAGAAGAGACAGCUUCUGGCUGACCAGAUCAAGACGCAGAGGAACCUUCAGAAAUUGCUGGACUUCAUCAGUCAGUUCAAGGAGACGUCGGUCAGUGUCAGUGAAUCGGGGAGUGAAGUCAGCAAGAGUAAUGAGGAAUAGAUAUUGUGAUUCCAGUGUUACGUAUUAUAAGAUUUGUUGAUUACAUUUAAGUUAAUGAUUCGAAUAUCAAUUCUACUUUAUUUGUCAAGUUUUUGAUUUUAGAAUUUUAUUUAAGUUUCAAAUGUUUUAGACUUAGGGAAAUUACGAACGAGCUAAUACUAUAGACAAACAUAGCCUUCAAAAAUUCAUCCAUCGGAAAAAAGGGCAUAAGUCAAGCGGGUUUUUAUAUAAAAUGGGCGCUUAAGACGUUAUUUGGAUAUCUAAUGCCUUAUUCAUAAAUCGGAUAAUUGCGCCGUUGUAACUAAAGUACACUUCAGCUGUUUUUCUUCACUUUAAACAGAAUAUGAAAGAGACGAAAGUGUAUUUUAGUUAAGUGUAGUUAAAGCAAAUAAGAUCGUCGUGUAGAUACAAAAAAUCACCAAUAUUAAAAAUAUGUUAUGUGGGUACCCACUUCUGUACAUUUUUUAAAAAUACGAAUGAUUAAUUUGAUUUUUUUUUAUUUAAUCUGAAUAACUAUAAGCUACCAAUUAUUGAUUGUCUACCUUCAGUCUACAUUUUAUAAAAAAAUAUACAAAUAAUCGCCUCAUGCCCCCUCGGGAGCUUUACACACUUGCUCGUAGAGGGCAUGUGCUAUUUUGGAACAGAGUUCUAUAGUAUUGCUUUUGGUUAUCAAGGAAUAAAUUAAUACGCCUAUAUAAAACGUGGAAAAGAAAACUUUGUGUUUGUUGGUUGCCAUAUUUAUCUUUCACUACCUAAUAAUGUGGGCAUGUAGAAAAUUUCAACUGAAAACUUGUUUUAUUAUCCUACCAAAACAAUUUUUGUUUAAUACCCUCUUUUUUUAGAAAUUAUAGCCAGAUAUUUAGUCUUAUUUUCGGGCACAAAUUUUUUUAAACGUAUCAAUUUUCAAUUCUGUAUUUAAAGCUUUGACCAAAGAGUAUAUUCACUAAUAACCAUAGAUAACAACUGGUACUGUCUUUAGUCUACGUUUUAUAAUAAGGCAAUUUAAAUUCAUGUUUCUGUCAAAUUAUGUUGACUUAGACAGGAAUGACAGAGUUUUUUAAAUAUAAGGCGGUGUUAUAUUAGUUAAUCAAUUUGUAAAGGUCCAUUAUUUUUGGAAACAAUUUAAGGUUAUUGAAUUACAUAAUCAGAAAUAGGAGAAAAGUGUUCAAAUAAUUCUUAACUAGAAAUAAGUAGUUUUAUUUUAUACUUUUCGUAAGUUCGUAGUACAAAUUUUAAUGAAUUUGUAAAAAUUGAUCUCUGUGAUAUGAUUAAGUUUUUAAUGAAAUAUUUGUAAAUCCAAGGUUUUACGUUAAUAAAAUCGUAUACGUUGGCAA
Messenger RNA from Pieris napi, 3114 nucleotides. RefSeq lists its product as uncharacterized. The record is from RefSeq and is a predicted model, not a curated record. The transcript has 12 exons. The coding region runs from base 290 to 1780 and encodes 496 amino acids. NCBI's taxonomy places the organism in Eukaryota, Metazoa, Arthropoda, Insecta, Lepidoptera, Pieridae.